Messenger RNA from Lemur catta (Ring-tailed lemur), 1867 nucleotides. It is a transcript of the gene TSPAN3, whose product is annotated as tetraspanin 3. The transcript is spliced from 7 exons. Lineage: Eukaryota; Metazoa; Chordata; Mammalia; Primates; Lemuridae. Gene Ontology annotation, cellular component: membrane. Gene Ontology annotation, biological process: protein localization to plasma membrane; protein maturation; regulation of vascular endothelial growth factor signaling pathway. The coding region runs from base 347 to 1051 and encodes 234 amino acids. The record is from RefSeq and is a predicted model, not a curated record.
CCAGGGCCUCCGGGUUGAGUGGCUGGGCCGAGCCUCCCAUCUCUCCCGCUGGAGUCGCCUGCUGGACGGAGAGCUCUCCCUGCAGGUUCUUUCAGGACAGCAGGCUUGAAAUAGGAUAUUCCCCAAAGGGGUAGGCUCCGCUUUCUUUGUCAGGGGCCCCGAAGACCCGGUGGCAGCCUCGAGGUGUGCAGGCAAGCAGUGCGGAUAUUCGGGGACGCUACGGGUCAGGGGCGAGAGUUCCUGACUUAGAGGUCUUGGUGUAUGGAGAACUGGUUGGCUGGUCACCAGAAAACUGAAGGAUUUCAACUCGAGAAGCCAAGUAAUCCUUUGACUAGGAAAAUCAGUCAUGAGAGGGGCAGCUGGCAUUUUAUGCUACGUGGGAGCUUAUGUCUUCAUCACUUAUGAUGACUAUGACCACUUCUUUGAAGAUGUGUACACUCUCAUUCCCGCUGUAGUGAUCAUAGCUGUAGGAGCCCUGCUUUUCAUUAUCGGGUUAAUUGGCUGCUGUGCCACAAUCCGGGAGAGUCGCUGUGGACUUGCCACGUUUGUUAUCAUCCUACUCUUGGUUUUUGUCACCGAAGUUGUCGUUGUGGUUUUAGGAUACGUUUACAGAGCAAAGGUGGAAAAUGAGGUUGAUCGCAGCAUUCAGAAAGUGUAUAAGACCUACAAUGGAACCAACCCUGAUGCUGCCAGCCGGGCUAUUGACUAUGUACAGAGACAGCUGCACUGUUGUGGAAUUCACAAUUACUCAGACUGGGAAAAUACAGAUUGGUUUAAAGAAACCAAAAACCAGAGUGUCCCUCUUAGCUGCUGCAGAGAGACGGCCAGCAGCUGUAAUGGCAGUCUGGCCCACCCCGCUGACCUCUAUGCUGAGGGGUGUGAGGCUCUAGUUGUGAAGAAGCUGCAAGAAAUCAUGAUGCAUGUUAUCUGGGCAGCACUGGCGUUUGCGGCUAUUCAGCUGCUGGGCAUGCUGUGUGCGUGCAUCGUGCUGUGCAGAAGGAGUAGAGAUCCUGCUUAUGAGCUCCUCAUCACUGGCGGAACCUAUGCAUAGUGGAACACUCAAGCCUGAGCUCUUUAGUCUUGUUCUGAUUUGGAAGGUGAAUCGAGCAGGUCUGCUGCUGUUGGCCUCCUGAGUUCAUUUAGUUAAAGCACACGUGCACUGGUGUUGGAUAGCGCAGCUUGGCUUUUCAUGUACCUACCUACUUACCUACCCCCCCCCCAUGACUUUCUUUUCCCUUGUUCUAGCUGACUCUUCAUGCCCCUAAGUUUUUAAGUAUGAUGGUAAAUGUUCUAAUUUCAGAACCAAUUGUGAGUUAUGUAGUGUGGUAGAAUUAAAGGAGGACGCGGGCCUACUUCUGUUACAUCCAAGCAGUAAUGGGGCUUAUGUUGAAGUAUCACCAGGUCCUUUCAGUCUUCACAAUGGAGAACUCUUGGCCAAAGGUUUUUGUGGGGAGAGGGAGGAAGCCAACUAUCUGGUUAAAGUUAACACCAGAUGGCGCCCCCAUCAGUGUCCUUUUAAAAAAUAUAUACUCUAGUCCAAUAAGAUAGCAACUGUACAAAAUGGCUAAAAUAGAUUUUAGAAUCAUAUGGUAUAUAUCUUGGUUCAUCUUCAAAAUCAGAGACUGAUAUUUGAAACUAGUGGUUUUUAAUCAAAGCUGGCUUUAUAGAAGGAGUAUAAUGUAUGCAGUACCGUUUUAAAACAAUUAGUGUGAGUGUGUGAGUGCGUUUUUGUGUGAUUGAGCCCAUUCUUCCUAAGUCAAACUUGUUAGAAAUAAUGUACCCAUAUAGACUAGCAAAAUAGUAUGUAGAUGUGAUCUCAGUUGUAAAUAGAAAAAUCUAAUUCAAUAAACUCUGUAUCAGCCCUCAA